GACUCUCUCCUCCCGCCUGUCACGGAGCGUCCUAUGCCGGCACACAGCAGCCUCCAGCGGGCCUCCAGCACCGUAUCGUCGGGUCAGAACCAGCGGGUUCUGGAAAACAUGGAGGACUGAGAUUGCGUGACUUUUCCACAACUCAGGACCAACUUUUACCAGAGGAUUUAAAACUUUUUUUUUUUUUUAAAGAAGAAUUAUUUCAUAUCUGAAAGCAUACUGCGUAGAUAUUUUUUUUUUAAAGUGAUUUGUUGGGGAUGUUGAGCUCUGUGAAGAUGGAAGCCCACGACCUACCUGAGUGGAAUACUUUCUACAGCGAAGCCAGCGAGAUGUAUUCCUCUCCCAGCAGCAUGAACUCGGCUCUGGGUUCUGUGGGCCCCAUGGGCACCAUCAACAGUUACAUCAACCUCAACCCGGCCGGCUCCGGCCCUGCGGGCAUGAACAUGGCGUACCCCGGCUCGGGCCUCAGCACCUCGCCACUGGCCUCCAUGGGCUCCGGGGCGGCUCACAUGCCGCUCUCCCCGGUGGCGCCCUCCCUCAGCUCAGGCUCGCUCACCCAGCUGGGCCCGGCCAAUGCGGGCUCCCUGGGCUCCCUGUCCCACUACCAGAACAUGCACGGCCAGUCCAUGAGCCAGCUGGGAUACUCGUCGGGCGCCUCCCUGAGCCGGGCGGGGCCCAAGGAGAUCCCGCCGAAGCCGUACCGGCGCUCGCUGACCCACGCCAAGCCGCCGUACUCCUACAUCUCGCUCAUCACCAUGGCCAUCCAGCAGAGCGGCAGCAAGAUGCUCACCCUCAAUGAGAUCUACCAGUGGAUCAUGGACCUGUUCCCGUACUACCGUGAGAACCAGCAGCGCUGGCAGAACUCCAUCCGCCACUCGCUGUCCUUCAACGACUGCUUCGUCAAGGUGGCCCGCUCGCCCGACAAGCCGGGCAAGGGUUCCUACUGGACCCUGCACCCGCAGUCCGGGAACAUGUUCGAGAACGGCUGCUACCUGCGGCGCCAGAAGCGCUUCAAGAUCGAAGACAAGAUGGCCAAGAAGGCCAGCAAGGAGGGCGGUAAAGGGGUCCACGGCGGCGACGUUAUGUUGGAGGACAGAAGCCCCACGGGGGGCUCGGAGGAAGCGGACUCAGCCCACUCGGACAGCUCCCACCCGGGUUCUUCCGACGACCAGCCGCUUUCCAGGAACUCGCUGGUUCCGCUGGACUGUCCCCCGCUGUCCACCCACCUCCACAGCCCGCCUCUGUCCCAGCCGCCGUCCACCUCCUCCUCCGCUAUCCCCCCGUCCUCCUUGUCUCUCUCCGCCACUGCCGCCAUGAACCCCGUCUUCCACUCCCAGUCCUUGGCGGGCGGCGCCCACCUCCUGCCCGGCGCCAUGCAGCAGCACAUGGACCUGCAGAGCGACGCCCUCAAGUCCCUGGACCCCCACUACAACUUCAACCACCCCUUCUCCAUCACCAACCUCAUGUCCAACGAGCAGAAGAUGGACCUGAAGUCCUACCAGGACCAGGUGAUGGCGUAUAACAACUACGCCGCCGGGUCGCCCGUGGCCGCCAAGCAGAUCUACGACAGCCCCGGCCCAGCAGCAAUGGACUCCGGUGCCUACUACCAGACUCUGUACAGCCGCUCGGUCCUCAACGCCUCCUAAUGGACUUCCUGUCCGGCGGAAGAGACCGGCCGCCAUGUUAGAUGGACCAAAGAAGGUUUUUAUUUUCCCAUGGAGACUCUCUGGUUACACCACGCACACACAAGCCUGACGACCAUGAAGAAGAUGGACUUUGUACAAAAUGUAAAUAGCAGCAAUGUGAGUGCGCGCGUGGAA
Molecule: messenger RNA, 1820 nt
Organism: Nerophis ophidion (straightnose pipefish)
Lineage: Eukaryota; Metazoa; Chordata; Actinopteri; Syngnathiformes; Syngnathidae
Gene: foxa3
Product: forkhead box A3
Exons: 2
Coding region: 258-1646 (462 amino acids)
Biological process (GO): regulation of transcription by RNA polymerase II; cell differentiation; anatomical structure morphogenesis
Molecular function (GO): RNA polymerase II cis-regulatory region sequence-specific DNA binding; DNA-binding transcription factor activity, RNA polymerase II-specific; protein domain specific binding
Source: RefSeq, a predicted model, not a curated record